AUGAAGAAGAACGUGUCUAUCUUAGCUCAGAUACAGUUAUGUAAUGAAACACGAUUGAUUGUCACCCAGCUUGCUGAUUGGGUUAUUGAGGCAAAGAUUAUAAUUGGGACAAAUAUUGGCUCUAAAGUCUUUAUUCCAAGAAUUAUUUUGUCCCCUACAGCAUUGAAAUGGCCACUCAUUCUGAAGCAAAGACAAUUCCCAAUUUCUGUUUCAUUUGCAAUGACAAUAAACAAAAGCCAAGGCCAAUCUUUGAAUAGAGUAGGCCUGUUUUUACCACAGCCUGUUUUCACUCAUGGCCAGUUAUAUGUUGCAAUAUCUAGAGUCACUAAUAGAAAUGGUCUUAAAAUCUUGAUACUAUCCGGUAUAACAAUGUCCAAAGGAUAUAGCUUUCUAGAUCAAAUAUCUGAUGCUAAGGAGACAUGA
Molecule: messenger RNA, 423 nt
Organism: Quercus robur (English oak)
Lineage: Eukaryota; Viridiplantae; Streptophyta; Magnoliopsida; Fagales; Fagaceae
Exons: 3
Coding region: 1-423 (140 amino acids)
Molecular function (GO): ATP binding; helicase activity
Source: RefSeq, a predicted model, not a curated record